This is a messenger RNA of Limulus polyphemus (Atlantic horseshoe crab), 2580 nucleotides long. RefSeq names its product axoneme-associated protein mst101(2)-like. The record is from RefSeq and is a predicted model, not a curated record. Gene Ontology annotation, molecular function: zinc ion binding; nucleic acid binding. Gene Ontology annotation, cellular component: nucleus. NCBI's taxonomy places the organism in Eukaryota, Metazoa, Arthropoda, Merostomata, Xiphosura, Limulidae. The coding region runs from base 310 to 2325 and encodes 671 amino acids. The transcript has 13 exons.
UAGUUCGUGGAAGAGAAGAAAGUGAGUACGAAUGUAGUAUUGCUAUUACUAUAAUUUUAGUAAUACGGAGGAGAAAAACUUGAAAAUAAUUCUUUUUUGUGUAAUUUCGAAAAAAAGCACGUAUUCUAGUAUUGUAAUAAGAAGAUUUGCAAUUUUUACUAAGUAGGCCUACAGUACAAUUUGACCUGUUUCAAACUUAAACUGAAGUUAAACUUAAAGGUAAUCUUUCUAGACGCGUUAAGUUAGGCCUAACGUAAACUGUAAAGUGGUAAAGAAUAAGCCGAUUGAUCACUUUAAGUAAUUAAUGAGAUGGCCUAUAGAGGAUAUGGAGGACCUUGGGAACAGGGAGGCUCAUUUUUUGGAAUGAAUCCUAUGGGUGAAUAUGAUCGAUACAGGCAUCUUGGUGGACCAGGUAGUUCCAUGCGCUUUAAUGAGAUGGAUAGAAGUCGGUAUGGAAUGCAAAGAAUGAUGAACAAUGGAUUUGGAGGAAGGAUGGGACCAUCCAUGGGAUUUAUGGCCCCAGGGCCUGCUGAUUUCCGUAUGAGUGAAAGAGACAGAAUGGAUGGUUUCAGAGACCAGAUGCCAAGGAAAAGGUUUGCUCCUAGCAGCCCUGGUGGUGGGCCACGUAUGAAGCGACAGAAUUUUAGUGGAAACGACAGACGCAAGAAUAGAAAGAGAAACAAAGGAGAUGAUACUGAUGCUUCGCCUCAGUCUAAAGAACAAGAAAGUGGAAAGAAUACUGAGAAUACAGAGAAAACUGAAAGAAAGAAUUCAAAAGGCCAAAGAAUGCAAAGAGGCAGAGGAAGUCAGUCUAAUGCUCGUUACUGUUCAUUCUGCGAGUUUGUUUGUCAUACAGUUGAGACACUUCGAAGUCAUAUGAAAAGCCAGAACCACAAAAUGAACGUGGAAAGAAUGUUUAUGAUGGAUCCAGUAAGAGCCAAGGCUCUGGCCGGCCGCACGGAGGCCAUAGAACACCAGCAGAUGUUCGAAAUGAGGGACAGGGUCAGGUACCAAGGUACCCAAGGAGGGAGGAAAAGUGGAUUUUAUUGUACUGUGUGUGAGUGUGAAUUCGGUGGUAGUUUCCUGACCCACCGCCGUACUAAGGAACACAAGAAAGCACGUGAUAAAAAGUUCCCAAGAUGUGGACUUUGUUUCAAGACAUUCAAUGAUCCUGUGGAUUAUAAAAAGCAUGAGAAAACUGAAGAACAUAAGAAGAGAUUAGUACAGUAUGCCAUUAAGAAAGAACUGUUUGGCUCAGAUGAUGAUGUUUUUAUAAGCAUUGAUGCUUCAAGAUUUUUUGAAGAUGAAAAGGAAAAGGAGAAUGAAAAACAGCAAGAAAUCGAAAAAGACAAAAGUAAAGAAAAUGCAGAUGGAAAAGAAGAAGAAAAAGAGGCAAGUGAAGCAAAAGAUGACAAUGCAGAAGCAGAGAAAAGUGAAGAAAAUCCCGAGAAUGAAGAAGAAAAAACUGAAGAAAAAGAAGUUGAACCAGUUGGUCAGACAUAUGUUGUAGAGAUACAUGGAUAUUUCUGUAAAGUUUGUCAUAAAUUUUACAAAGAUGAAAAUGUUGCCAAAGUUAGUCAUUGCAGGAGUAAAAUGCAUCAUGAAAGGCAUGAGAAACUCCUCACUGCCAUUGAGAAAAAGGAAGCAAGGAAGAAGGCAGCUGAAGAAGCUAAGAGAAGGGAAGCAGAAGAAGCUAAGAGAAGGGAGGCAGAAGAAGCUAAGAGAAAGGAGGCAGAAGAAGCUAAGAGAAAGGAGGCAGAAGAAGCUGAGAGAAGGGAGGCAGAGGAAGCUGAGAGAAAGGAGGCAGAAGAAGCUAAGAGAAGGGAGGCAGAAGAAGCUGCCGCUCGAGAAGAAGAAGAAAAGAAAAAGGUUGAAGAAGAAAAGGCUGAAGAGGCUAACCAAGAAGAACAAGUUGUUGAAGAUACUGAUAUCAAAGAAGACGAAGAGCAGGAAAUUCAAGAUGAUCAAAAAGAGAAAGAAAAAAUAUCUGUAGUUGAAAAUCCGGAGGAAAUGGAAAAGACAGAUGAAAAUGUAAUAGCAAAAAGUGACACCCAUUCCUUGAAACAACCAACAAAUGUAUCAGAUACUUCACCUAUGGAAACUGAUAAAAAGGAUAACAUCUCUCCAGAACUCCCUGAAGCGAAUGAAGAAAGUACUGAAUUAGCAGUUACCAAAACUGCUGAGAAUGAAGAAGAAGAGGAGGAGGAGGAAGAGGAAGGUAACGAGGAGGUCAACACCAGCAAGGAAGUUACUCCUUCAGCUACCACUAGGAGUAGAUCUAGGGGACGAGGUCGAGGCCGUGGGCGGGGAAAGAAACGGUCGUAAAGGCAAAACUGGUUCAUCAAGGUCCUCUUUGAGCCUACUCUUAUUCUUGAAAAAUUAAAAAGUUUUAUGUGCUUCAUCUGAAUAAUUUGUUUUUAUCACUUUUAAUUAACUUGUGUAAUUUAGACUGUCUUAAACGUUGAAAUUGUUAGUUGUGAACCACUGUGUCAUGGGAAGUUGAGAGACGAAAAAUAACAUUCUUGUAUCUGAUUAUUGUAUCUUAAUUUGUGAAGUACAGUAAAAUUAUUCUGUAGACUU